GCGAGCCCCGAAGGCCGCGGUUGGUGGAGGGGGGAAAAUGGGGGACAGUGGGGGGUAAUUUGGGGAGACUGAGGUGAGGAGUAGGGGGAGAACUAGGGAGGGAGCCUCACCCCCGGGAAGCUUUCUGCGCACGCGCAUCUCGGUGCAUCUGUUGGGCGGGGCUGCGGGGCCUGUGACACAGCCCGCUGAGCUUUGUGAUGUAGCCGCUUGCGGAGACUGGAAGCAGCCGCUGCGCGCCCGGCCCGCCCUCUUCCGCUGCCGCCGUGGGAAUGGAAACAUCUGCCCCACGUGCCGGAAGCCAAGUGGUGGCGACAACUGAGCGCCACUCCGCGGCCUGCCGCGCAGAUCCUCUGCGUGUGUCCUCGCGAGACAAGCUCACCGAAAUGGCCGCGUCCACUCAAGGAAACUUUGACGGAAAUUUUGAGUCACUGGACCUUGCGGAAUUUGCUAAGAAGCAGCCAUGGUGGCGUAAGCUAUUUGGGCAGGAAUCUGGACCUUCAGCAGAAAAGUAUAGCGUGGCAACCCAGCUGUUCAUUGGAGGUGUCACUGGAUGGUGCACGGGUUUCAUAUUCCAGAAGGUUGGAAAGUUGGCUGCAACAGCUGUGGGAGGUGGAUUUUUUCUCCUUCAGCUUGCAAACCAUACUGGGUACAUCAAAGUUGACUGGCAACGAGUGGAGAAGGACAUGAAGAAAGCCAAAGAGCAGCUGAAGAUCCGUAAGAGCAAUCAGAUACCUACUGAGGUCAGGAGCAAAGCUGAGGAGGUGGUGUCAUUUGUGAAGAAGAAUGUUCUAGUGACUGGGGGAUUUUUCGGAGGCUUUCUGCUUGGCAUGGCAUCCUAAGGAAGAUGACUUCAUGUUCAUUGUUCCUGUUUUUUUCCAGCCAGCAACCUCUACACUCCAUCAUAGGACAUCGAGUCCCUCCUCCUCCUUCCUCCCUGCCAUGGCAAAUCCGAGUGGCUUCUAUAAGCGUCUGCUGGUACAAGUUAAUGUGGCACCAUGAGCCUGAUGGUGGCAGAAGAGACAAUAGUCCUUAGCUCUCCUCCCAGUACACCCCCUACUUGGUCAGUCUGUAGGUCAACAAGAAAGUUCCUUUACCCCCAUGCAAGACACUUAUGAGAACACGUUGCAAGAUGGCUGACUGUGGAGGAUGAGUAGAUCCUGAAAGGUUGUCCCGAACUGUUGAUUUGGAAAAGAAAUAAGCACAUAGAUAACCUUAUUGUGUGCUGCAUGGAAAGGAACUGAAUACAUUUGCCUUUAAGCAUGAAAGAUUUUGGUAUCUUGGUGUCUACUUUCUUUUUUAGUUGGCUUUACAUUACAGAAAGAGCUAUUUAAAUGUGUUAUAAUUAUGCCGACAAAAUUGGCAGCAUAAUUAUUAUAAUUGAAAAAUCCGAUGUUGUCCAGGAAUGUUUUCUACCAUACAGGAUAAUGUAUCUCAUGGCUGUUUCCAAAGGGUUUAUUUAUUGUAAAACGAGUGAUUUAGGUGGGAAAGGGAAGAUCUUGGAUUUUUAUUUCGUAGAAAAGGUUUUAAGCUUUGAAAUGUGAAUGAAGUAUUCUUAUCAAAACAUUAGGGAUGGCCAUAACUCCUCUGUGCCACUUCUAUUUUUUUUUUUUUUAUCUAGUUAGUUUGAAAUAUAACAUUUAAACCAGAAUUUUAAAGAAGUAGCUUUCCAGGGAUUCCGAAUUAAGAAAGAUACAUAUUUUAUCUUUCUUGUGAUACAUGUGAAAUAAAUUUCCGUCAAGUGUAA
This is a messenger RNA of Chlorocebus sabaeus (green monkey), 1744 nucleotides long. RefSeq names its product FUN14 domain containing 2 (gene FUNDC2). The record is from RefSeq and is a predicted model, not a curated record. Gene Ontology annotation, biological process: autophagy of mitochondrion. Gene Ontology annotation, cellular component: mitochondrial outer membrane. Lineage: Eukaryota; Metazoa; Chordata; Mammalia; Primates; Cercopithecidae.